Molecule: messenger RNA, 1297 nt
Organism: Neltuma alba
Lineage: Eukaryota; Viridiplantae; Streptophyta; Magnoliopsida; Fabales; Fabaceae
Product: nodulin-26-like
Exons: 5
Coding region: 261-1076 (271 amino acids)
Biological process (GO): transmembrane transport
Cellular component (GO): membrane
Molecular function (GO): channel activity
Source: RefSeq, a predicted model, not a curated record
AAUUUAAUUAGAUGCUCCUCCAAUCACUAGGACAAUCCAUAAAUCUCCUUUAACCAUUCCAAGAAAAUCUCUAAGCCCCUUUCCCUCUAACUCUUCUUCAUCCCCAGUCUCCUUUUUGGAUUCUUCCCUCCCCAUAAAUUGGCGUCUUUCCUUCCCUCCAGAUUCUCACCCACCACCCCAAAACACACCCACUCUCUCUCUCUUCCUCUCUCUCUCUCUCUCUCCAACAGUUGCUUCGUCGUCGUCCGUGAUCGUCGGUGAUGGCGGAGGCGCCUGCAGCCAACGGAACCCAUGAUGUUGUUCUGAACGUCAAUGACAAAUCCAAUGAAGACUCCGGAAUCUCCUUCUCCGUCCCUUUCUUGCAGAAGUUGGUGGCGGAAUUCGCGGGGACAUACUUUCUGAUAUUUGCCGGCGAAGCAGCGGUGGUGGUGGACAAGGGCUACGGCAACAAAGUAACGCUUCCUGGGAUUUCCAUAGUCUGGGGUCUUGUCGUUAUGGUUCUUGUCUAUUCCGUUGGUCACAUCUCUGGGGCUCAUUUCAAUCCUGCUGUCACUCUUGCUUUUGCUUCUACCAAACGUUUUCCCCUCAAACAGGUGCCAGCUUAUGUAUCAGUUCAGGUUCUGGCAGCGACCCUUGCGAGUGGGACUCUGAGACUUAUAUUUGAAGGAAGCCGCGACCACUUCGCAGGAACAUUGGUUUCUGGGACGUAUCUUCAAGGUUUUGUGGUCGAGUUCAUCAUCACCUUCUACCUCAUGUUUGUCAUAUCUGGUGUGGCCACAGAUAACAGAGCGAUUGGUGAGCUGGCUGGUCUCGCGGUGGGGGCAACCGUGUUGCUUAAUGUCAUGUUUGCUGGGCCGGUGACCGGAGCGUCAAUGAACCCCGCCAGGAGCUUGGGGCCGGCAAUAGUGUGGCACGAAUACAAAGGAAUAUGGGUGUACAUGAUAGCGCCGGUGACUGGAGCAAUUUCAGGGGCAUGGAUUUAUAACAUCAUAAGAUACACAGACAAGCCAAUAAGGGAGAUCACAAAGAGUGCUUCUUUCCUCAAAGCUUCCAACCGUUGUGUUUCCUCCAAGUGAUUCUGGUUAUUCUGAUGACAAUAAAUCUCUAAAUCACUGUCUUUGUUGUUUUAAUUUCUUAGGUUUCAAGGGGAAAUACUGUAGUCUUCUAAUGUUCCUGUAGUUUUAAAAGGAGAGGAAAGGAAGGGAAAGGAGAUGAUGAGUCACAUGUGGACUCGUUAGAGCAUGUAAUGUAUACAAAAUUAUUGGACAAUAAUUAAGAAACUUUUUGGAAAAUCUUA